AUGUGCACUGUGAGCCCUCUCAGAGUGGCGCGUGCGCAAGCGGAGCCCGAGCAAACGUUGAGCAGGGUCGCGGCCCUGCGGAGUUGAAGCUGGUGGUUUCAAUGCUGUCCCCUGAGGCGGAACGGGUGAUGCGGUACCUGGAGGAAGUGGAGGAGCUCGCCGAGGCGGUGCUGGCGGACAAGCGGCAGAUUGUGGACCUGGACAUCAAAAGGAAUCAGAACCGAGAGGGCCUGAGGGCCCUGCAGAAGGAUCUCAGCCUGUCUGAUGAUGUGAUGGUUUGCUUCGGGAACAUGUUUAUCAAGAUGCCUCACCCUCAGACAAAGGAGAUGAUUGAGAAAGAUCAGGAUCAUCUGGAUAAAGAAAUAGAGAAACUCCGGAAAGAACUUAAAGUGAAGGUCUACCGCCUCUUUGAGGCCCAAGGCAAACCGGAGCUGAAGGGCUUUAACCUGAACCCCCUCAACCAGGAUGAGCUGAAAGCUCUCAAGGUCAUCUUGAAAGGGUGAAACUCAAGAACCAAGAUAGGGGACCUAUCCCCCACCCUGGGGUCAUGGAAGACCCAGGACUCCCCAACCUUGAAACCUGAAAGGACAGGCUCUACCUUGUAAGGGAUCAGGCAUCAGGAAUCCAGCCAUGGCUCCUGUCCGAAGCCUCUUUGUCCAUAGCACUUGGCUGCUCCGUGGCGGCGGGAGGGAACCCUCAGCCUGCCGGUGUCUGCCAGCCUAACCACUGGGGCUGGGUGGACAUAAGACCCAUUGACAGGCCCUGGCAGCCACCAGCAGGUGGGUGGGGACAGCGUCUGUGGGGGUAUGAGAAUGACCGCAGCAGACACUUCUCAACAGUGGCCUGCUGUUUAAAUGGGCCCCAGGCAGGGCAGAAAGGAGAGGGAAGAGUGGGAGCUUCAUUCCAGCAUUCCGCUCAGAAAGGGGGAGAGACGUUUUCAAGCAGUGUGUGCGUAAUAACUGGAAUAAAGCAGGAGGUUCACAGGUGGUUUCUGAACAAAGGUCAGAAUCUUGGUGCUUUGUGGUUCACCAUAGCCAUCUGUUAAGCAGAUGCCCCAUUUUCCCCCACUGCCUCCAUUUUUGCCCAUUUUCCUGCUUGAUCCCUGAUGGAGCCAGGUAGGUGCUGCCUAUCAACCCCCCACAGCUGCUCUUUAGUCAGAACAGCCUUACAGAGUCCUGCGUCAGAGAUGGGGGAGGGGGACUCUCAGCAUUUUAGGCAUAUUCAGGAUGCCCCUCCACCACCUCUGAAAGCAAGACCUGCGCCCGCACUGCUCUCGGGGUUCCCGUCUGCCUUCAGUGGUCUCAGAUCCUAAUGCGAAUGUGCUGUGAGGGCAACAUGGUGUGUUUCCUGUUCAUUGAAGGCUCAAUAAAUGUUACCUAGUGAAUGAA
Hipposideros armiger (great roundleaf bat) is the source of this 1388-nucleotide messenger RNA. It is a transcript of the gene PDRG1, whose product is annotated as p53 and DNA damage regulated 1. The record is from RefSeq and is a predicted model, not a curated record. The coding region runs from base 102 to 503 and encodes 133 amino acids. NCBI's taxonomy places the organism in Eukaryota, Metazoa, Chordata, Mammalia, Chiroptera, Hipposideridae. The transcript is spliced from 5 exons.